This is a messenger RNA of Acyrthosiphon pisum (pea aphid), 670 nucleotides long. RefSeq lists its product as uncharacterized. NCBI's taxonomy places the organism in Eukaryota, Metazoa, Arthropoda, Insecta, Hemiptera, Aphididae. Bases 134 to 616 code for a protein of 160 amino acids. The transcript has 4 exons. The record is from RefSeq and is a predicted model, not a curated record.
UAAAGUUUAAAGACAUGUCAGCCAAACGCCAUGACAACCCACUUGUAUUUUUCCCCUUUAAUUUUGAAUACAAUAUAUUUUACUGUAUUACAUUUUAUUAUGUCAUGUACUUGUUAAUUGAUUAUAGUUCGUGAUGUUUAGUUUUAUUAUGCAAAUAUUUUUAGUAAUGGUCUGUCAAUUGGCUUUAUUAGUCCGGCUAAUAAACGGGCAAUUUAGGUUGAAUGAUGAUAGACAUUUUUUAAAUAAAUAUAAACCUCGUCAUCGUGAUGAAGAACUGGUUGAAUUGCUACACGACGUAAAUGAUAUUUCAUUGCCCUACCCAAGUCACGAGUCCCCCGAAAUAGCUGUCCUUCAUAAGGAGAAUUUAUCAAAUUUACCGGUUCCUUCAGUUGGCAUAAAUGGACUGAUGCGUCACGGAUACGUCUUCUACAAGGAGGAAGACGAAAAAAUAUAUGAUACCAAGUUCAUCGAAGCGUCAAAAAUGGCUGACGAAAUUUUUUCAGAGUGGAAAAAUCAGAGUCUGACGAGUGACCUACAAAUGCAUUGGAGUGACGACACGAAAAAGACAUCAGAGACGAAUAUUUCUAAUUCACAAAAUCCCAUACCUAUUCUGUAAUAUAGACGGUAUAUAAUAUAAUGUUUUAUUAUUAAAUAUGCUAUAUGAAUUUAA